Ceratotherium simum simum (southern white rhinoceros) is the source of this 2964-nucleotide messenger RNA. NCBI's taxonomy places the organism in Eukaryota, Metazoa, Chordata, Mammalia, Perissodactyla, Rhinocerotidae. The record is from RefSeq and is a predicted model, not a curated record.
ACAGGGGGAAUGUUUUUCUAGCUUCAUUCACUGAAGAUGUGCAAGAUCUCUUACAGGUUUGAAUCCUCAGACCAACUUCGGACAGGACUCCAUGACCACCUCAAAGCCGAUGUUUCCUGUCACCGAGUAGACAGUCUGGUGGUCCAGGACAUGCCCCGGCUCUAGUGAUGCAGAUUUCCUUUCUGCUCCUGGCAUCUCAUCUGUGCCUCAGCCUUUCUCCUCCCUGCCUGAGACUGCAGAUAACUGGGAAUGUGGGAAAGCGGGAAGCAAAGCUAGGGGGAGCUGAGAGGCCCGUGUCUGGGUAGAAGCAAGCCCAGGACCACAACGCUGCCUCUCCCCUGGUCUGGAGUUCAGUUGCCGUGGCUCUGCUGAUGUGCUCAGGACCAGCCUUACAUCUGUGCUUAAAUGGCACAGCAUUUGGUCAGCGCAUCUGAAAAGGAAGGUGUGAGAAGCAAAGCCCAUGGCCACCUACCCCUGCCAAUUAUGUGGCAAGACGUUUCUCACCCUGGAGAAGUUCACUAUCCACACUUAUUCUCACUCCAGGGAGCGACCGUACAAGUGCUUGCAGCCAGACUGUGGCAAAGCCUUCAUUUCCAGAUAUAAAUUAAUGAGGCACAUGGCUACCCAUUCACCCCAGAAAUCUCACCAGUGUGCUCACUGUGAGAAGACGUUCAACCGGAAAGACCACCUGAAGAACCACCUCCAAACUCAUGACCCCAACAAGAUGGCCUUUGGGUGUGAGGAGUGUGGCAAGAAGUACAACACCAUGCUGGGCUACAAGAGGCACCUGGCCCUCCACGCGGCCAGCAGCGGCGACCUCACCUGUGGGGUCUGUGCCCUGGAGCUAGGGAGCACAGAGGUGCUGCUCGACCACCUCAAAGCCCACGCCGAAGAGAAGCCCCCUGCUGGAACCAAGGAGAAGAAGCACCAGUGUGACCACUGCGAAAGAUGCUUCUACACGCGGAAGGACGUGCGGCGCCACCUGGUGGUCCACACAGGCUGCAAGGACUUCCUGUGCCAGUUUUGUGCCCAGAGGUUUGGGCGCAAAGACCACCUCACACGACAUACCAAGAAGACACACUCACAGGAGCUGAUGAAAGAGAGUUUGCAGGCUGGAGACCUUCUGAGCACCUUCCACUCCAUCUCGCCCCAGUUUCAACUGAAGGCUGCCCCGUUGUCUCCUUUCCCUUUAGGAGCUCCUGCACAGAACGGGCUUGCAGGUAGCUUGCCAGCUGAGGUACACAGCCACACCCACCACCCCUCGGAGCAAACCUCCCAGCCUGUACCACCGCUGCCAGAGCCCCUUGCCUCCCUCCACCCCGUAGCAUCUCCUAGCUCUCCUCCUCCACCCCUCCAGAAUCACAAGUACAACACCAGUUCUACCUCAUACUCCCCACUUGCAAGCCUGUCCCUCAAAGCAGAUACUAAAGGAUUUUGCAAUAUCAAUUUGCUCGAGGACUUGCCUCUGCAAGAGCCUCAGUCACCUCACAAGCUCAGCCCAGGUUUUGAUCUGGCGAAGGGAAGUGCUGGUAAAGUGAACCUACCCAAGGAGCUCCCUGCAGAUGCUGUGAACCUAACCAUACCUGCCUCUUUGGACCUUUCCCCCCUGUUGGGCUUUUGGCAGCUGCCCCCUCCUGCUACCCAGAAUGCCUUUGGGAAUAGCACUCUCACCCUGGGGCCCGGGGAGUCUCUGCCCCAUAGGUUAAGCUGUCUGGGGCAGCAGCAACAAGAUCCCUCACUAGCCAUGAGCACUAUGACCCUGGGCCAGCUCCCCCUCCCGCCCAUCCCCCAUGUGUUCCCAGCUGGCACCGGUUCAGCUAUCCUGCCUCAUUUCCAUCAUGCGUUCAGAUGACUGGUUUUGAGAGCAUACUCUUCUCAUCCUGAAAGAUGUUUUAAGGAGCAUUUUAAACAUCAGUUACAAUACAAGGAAAGCUUUGGAAAGCAGGACUGGGAAUAUGGCUUCUUCAGUGAUGACUGGCUUUAGACAAGAGAGUUCUCGAACUGCGUGUAUUGUGCCAAUCUGUCCUGAGUGUUCAAGCUUUGUACCAAAUUUAAGAAGCAAGUAUUCUUUAAUGGAACUGCGACUAUUGUCAUAACCGACAUCCAGAGGGCUGCUAUAUCUAGGUGUUCGUCAACGUGAAUUUUAAUCGUAAGCCAUGAUCAUAAUAAUGUUAACUAAGUAACUUUAUGUGGCACUGCCUAGUAAGGGAACUAUGGGAAGGUUUGGAUUCCUCCACAAUGGGAGAAUUUUUCAAAUAAGAGAAUAACCUUUAUAUCGCAUAUUAUAACUAGGCUGUGUAUUUCUUUUCAGGGAUUUUUCUACCUUCAGGGUUGGAUGUAGUUUAGUUUCUAUUGCCAUAGCCAACCUGUAGUUUUACAGAAACAAUGUCUUGUGGAAUAAUAGACGUCUCCAUUUUAAAAAAGCAUUUUAAAUGUAGUUUGAAUAUUUUCCACAAGAUGCUACAAUGUGAGUUAUCACUUCAUUUAUCUUAAAGACUAAACUGGUUGUCAGUUACAUCUGACAGAAAAAAAAAUCACUGUGUAACCAGGUUAAGUGGUAAAAUAAUCCAGGCGUCAGUCAAAAAAGCAUUUCGCUGACUUUAAUACUGAUUAUAUUUUUAACAGGAAUUUAAGAAAAUAUUACUGGAAUUUAAAUAUAUAUAUAUAUAUUAAAAAAACAAGAAUUUUCUUUGCUCUGUCUGGCUUAAAAUACUACUCUGCUUAAGUAUUAUUUUUAAUCACCAAUAAAUAAAUGCAUUUUAAAUUCAUCAUUUAAGUCAAUAUUAGUUUUAUUCAAAAGGGAUAACAUUUUGCAAUGUAAUUAUAAUCUAUCUCUUGAAUUUGGUAUCUAAUGAGUUUUAAAAAUAUAAAACCUAACCUUUUUUUAAAGCUCCUUUGUCUUUUGUGUUUAGAGGCUUUCUAUAUGAAGAUAUAUCUUACAUAUAAUAAACUCUACAAAUCCUG